Molecule: messenger RNA, 1495 nt
Organism: Williopsis jadinii
Lineage: Eukaryota; Fungi; Ascomycota; Saccharomycetes; Phaffomycetales; Wickerhamomycetaceae
Product: alkaline phosphatase
Exons: 1
Coding region: 1-1473 (490 amino acids)
Biological process (GO): dephosphorylation
Cellular component (GO): fungal-type vacuole membrane
Molecular function (GO): alkaline phosphatase activity
Source: RefSeq, a predicted model, not a curated record
AUGAGACUCCCAACAGCCGUUCUCGUCUUAAUCUUUGCCGCUUUGAUUGAGGCCAUCCCAAUCAAGUACAACACCAAGAAGAACAUCAUCUUCAUGGUUUCCGAUGGUAUGGGUCUCUCCGCCAUGACCACCGCCCGUCAGUUCAUCGAGACCAGGGACAACUUGACCUAUGAGCAGGCCAGCUUGGAGAUGGAGAACUACUUGAUUGGUUCUGUCCGUACUCAGUCCUCCUCCACCUUGAUUACCGACUCCGCUGCAGCAGGUUCUGCAAUCGCUAACGGUGUCAAGACCUACAACGGUGCGAUCUCUGUGGACCCAGAAGGGAACCCAAGAGGUACCUUCUACGAAGGUGCUAAGCUUCUCAACUACAGUACCGGUAUCGUCUCAACAACCUUUGUUCAAGACGCCACCAUCUGUACGCCAAACACCCACGUCUUGUCUAGAAGAUACUACGACCUGAUCGCUGAGCAACAGUUGGGUUACGGCCAUCCAUUGGGCCAGACCAUGGACAUUGUUAUGGGUGGUGGUAGACAGUACUUGCACGGUGUCAACUCGACUCAAUACCAAACCAAGGGUAAAAGAUCUGAUGGUGUUGACUACAUCCAAAAGGCCCAAGAUGAUGGCUGGACUUACAUCGGUGACAGAGAGUCCUUCGAUGAGCUCUACGACGAUGAGUCUGAUGAGGCCCAAUUGCCAUUGUUGGCCAUUUUCGGUGCUAACAGUUUGCCAAUGGAGAUGGACAGAAACGCCACUGAAGUCCCAUCUUUGACCGAAAUGUCCCUUUUGGCCAUCGACCAGCUUGUCAAGGCUACUGAGAACUCCACCACUGGUUUCGUCUUGUUGUUGGAAGGUGCCAGAAUUGACCACGCUGGUCACGCCAAUGACCCAAGAGCCAUUGUCGAUGAUACUGUUGCCCAUGCUGACGCUUUCAAGGCCGUCAUUGACCGUGUCUCUCAAUUGGACACUGAGACCAUCGUCGUCUCUACUUCUGACCACGAAUGUGGUGGUCUUGGUCUUGGUUACAACGGUGACUACGAAUGGUGGCCAGAAAACUUGCUCGGGAUCACCACCUCCACCGAGUACGCCAUUAACCUCUUGGAUGCGUACGACGGUGCUAACGAAACCAAGGCCGAGUGGUUCAGAACUGAGGUGUUGGAAGGUCAGAUGAACUUCACCAACUACACCAGUGAGGAGAUUGAUGAGGUUCUUGCCUCCGACUCCCCACAAGUGUCUCUUGCCCACUUGGUUUCUAGAGCUGCCAACUUGGGCUGGACCUCCACUGCCCACACUCAACAAGACGUUCCACUGUACGCAUGGGCCAACACCGAGGGCGCAUACUUGAGAACCCUUGCUGCUCUUGGUUCUUCCAUCGAAAACACCGAGAUCCCAGAGUUCUUUGCCAGAGAGCUGGGUGUUGAUUUGGAUGAGGUCACUGAAUUGAUCAAGGACAUCCAAACCAGUCCAGACAACUAGUCCUUGAGGCUAUGCUGAUACC